Molecule: messenger RNA, 3123 nt
Organism: Trichoderma aggressivum f. europaeum
Lineage: Eukaryota; Fungi; Ascomycota; Sordariomycetes; Hypocreales; Hypocreaceae
Exons: 3
Coding region: 1-3123 (1040 amino acids)
Biological process (GO): translational initiation
Cellular component (GO): cytoplasm
Molecular function (GO): GTP binding; GTPase activity; translation initiation factor activity
Source: RefSeq, a predicted model, not a curated record
AUGUUGAGAGCUCGCGCGUGGAAGGAUCGCAGCAAUCCGUUUGUGUGCACGCUUUGUCGACAGAAGCUGGCUGUUGAUGCCGGGCCGCAGCAUGUACGAACUCUGUCUACUUCUUCGGUCUCGUCGAGGCCUUUAAGCGCGCUGCGCUCGGUGGCCAGCUCUCGAAGCGCCGUUUUCUCUUGUCAGGCCCGAUCGCUGUCUCGGACGCCAUGUCUCAACAACUCUGCAAACAAUGAGGGGCCUCCCAAGACGGGGGGAUUCCCAGGCGCAUUCUCUAAUACUAGAGUGGGGAAUUGGGGCACAUUUGCAAAAGCAGACACGGCAUCUGGGGCUACGACUGCAGCAGAUGGACUGCUGCCGCACGAGCGACUGGCCCGGCGGCAAUCAGCAGCGACAGAGAGUGUGCGGACAGACAAAAGGAACGAGCCUAAAGGCAACGAUCUCAGAAAGAGUACGGGAAACCAACGCAGGAACACUCCGCAAGCGACCAAGUCAAGAUCAGUUCUGGCCGACGUCUUCAAAACCAACCGAGAGCCGCGCCCUCCGCCAACUCCAGAGUCUUGGUCUUCUCCGCAGCCUGAGGGCAGCGAAGCUGCAAAGAAGCUGUCGAGGCUAUCAAUACCCAGUGAUACCUUUGCUCGUCCGGGGAAGCCCGCCGGGGAACAGACAACACGAUCAACAGGAGGUAGUCUCAAAACAACUGGAUGGGGUUCUUUCAGCAACCGCAAGGCCGACGUGCCCCCCCACACACAUGGAGUAGACCCUCGUGGAAACCAAUCCGGUGUGUGGAACGAAAUUACCAAGUCUCGGAAGCCUAAGACGAAGGUGAAGCUUGGAGCGAGACCGCAUGCGCAUGGCCACGAAGCCAAGGCUUCAACUACCCAGCCGUCCGCAGCCCAGGAACCGGCCACUCAAGACUUCUGGGGAGAACUGGAAACUAGAGCCACGGGAUUUAGGGACAAGGCUAAAAGUAAGAAUGAAAAUCAACCUGUGGAUAGGAGGAAGAAAACACAAGAUGCUCAGGACAAACGAGACUCCCUAGGGGAGACGUUUACAUCCACACCCAAAACUGAGGACGAUACUCAACUGCAGAAACAAAGACGAAAGUCUAGAUUUGAAGUAGAGGAGCAGCAAGAGCCCGAGAAACCGCGGUCUAAAAAGGGAAAGAAGUCGCAAAGAGUGUCACAAGCUUAUGAAGACGAAGACUGGGAUGACGAAGCCGUACACCGCUGGGAGCAGAAGCAGCGUCGCAAAGCGGAAAAAGAGGCAAAGAAGCAGAAAGCCGUAGAGGAAGAGCCACAGGCCGUCCCGAUAUUCCUCCCAGAGUAUAUCAGCGCAUCAAACUUGUCCAGAGCUCUCAAGCAAAAUGUUACCCCUUUUCUGCAGGACAUGGAAGAAAUGGGCUUCGAAAAUAUCACUAGCGACACAAUCUUCACUGGUGAAACUGCGGCUCUCAUUGCAAUGGAAUAUGGCUUCGAGCCUACUGUUGAUACCGGAUCCCUUCGAGAUCUCCGUCCUCGUCCUCCGCCAACGGAUGUCUCAGUCUUGCCGUCUCGUCCUCCCGUGGUCACGAUAAUGGGCCAUGUCGAUCACGGCAAAACUACUCUUCUGGACUGGCUUCGCAAGUCCUCCGUCGCCGCACAAGAGCACGGCGGCAUUACUCAGCACAUUGGUGCGUUUGUUGUGAAAAUGUCGUCUGGCAAGUCCAUCACGUUCCUCGACACUCCCGGCCAUGCUGCCUUCUUAUCGAUGCGCCAGCGCGGAGCAAAUGUGACAGACAUUGUGGUGCUCGUUGUUGCUGCCGAUGACAGUGUCAUGCCCCAGACGCUCGAAGCCUUGAAGCAUGCUACGAGUGCCAAGGUGCCCAUUAUCGUCGCCAUUACAAAGGUUGACAAGGAAGAUGCUCGGAUUGACCAAGUCAAAGCAGAUCUUUCUCGCCAUGGAGUUGAAAUCGAAGACUACGGCGGCGAUGUACAAGUUGUCUGCGUCAGCGGGAAAACAGGUCUGGGCAUGGAAGACUUGGAGGAGAAUAUCGUCACGCUUUCCGAAAUCCUGGAUGUCCGAGCCGAAGAUGACGGUAUGGCUGAAGGAUGGGUUUUGGAGUCUAGCAUCAAGCCUCAGGGCAAAGCCGCGACCAUCUUGGUCAAGAGAGGAACACUCCGCCCUGGCGACCUGAUUGUUGCCGGCAAGACCUGGGCAAAGAUUCGUGUGCUGCGUAACGAAGCUGGUCUUGAGCUGGACUCUGCUCCUCCCGGAACGCCUGUCGAGAUUCUGGGCUGGCGAGAGCUACCCACUGCCGGAGAGCAGGUUAUCCAAUCUCCCGACGAAGGAAAGGCGAAGACGGCAGUUGAAUAUCGCUUGGAAAUGGCUGAGCGUGAGCAAAGCUCCAUCCAACUCGCCGAGCAAGAACAGCGCCAACGUGAAAAGGCCGCGGCAGACGCUGCAGCAGAUGCCGAGGGCGCGCCAAGCACCGCUGCUGAAUCGGCUGAGACUGGAAUCCUGACGCAAAACUUCACAGUCAAGGCGGAUGUUGUUGGAUCCGUGGAGGCAGUUUGCGGAACCAUCCUGGAGCUGGGCAGCCACGAGGUGCAGCCCAGGAUCCUGCGAUCCUCUGCUGGGCAGAUCACCGAGUACGACAUUGACCACGCGGCGACGUCCAACAGCAUCAUUGUCAACUUCAACAUCAACAUCCCCCCGCAUAUUAAGCAGCGAGCCGAAGAGGCCAAGGUCAAGAUUCUCGACCACAAGGUCAUCUACCACGUCGUUGACGACGUCAAAGCGGCGCUGUCCGACAUCUUGCCCAUGAAUGUCUCGUUCCGUGUCAACGGCGAGGCCGAUGUCCUGCAGGUCUUCCCGAUCAACGUCAAGAAGCGUGUGUUUAGAAACAUUGCCGGGUGCAGAGUCCGAAACGGCUCCAUCAAGAAGUCGUCUCGCGUAAAGGUCCUCCGCCGAGGCGAGGUAGUCUACGACGGCAAGAUAGACACCCUGAAGCAUGUGAAGAAGGAUGUCCAGGAAAUGGGCAAGGGGGCAGAAUGCGGCAUUGGCUUGGAAGACUUUGAGGAGUUCCAGCCAGAUGACCAGAUUCAAACGUAUGAGGAGAUUAAAGAGAGGCGGACCUUGUAA